Molecule: messenger RNA, 420 nt
Organism: Musca vetustissima
Lineage: Eukaryota; Metazoa; Arthropoda; Insecta; Diptera; Muscidae
Exons: 1
Coding region: 1-420 (139 amino acids)
Biological process (GO): proteasome assembly
Source: RefSeq, a predicted model, not a curated record
AUGUGCAUUUCUUCGGGGAAAAAUAAUGGUUUCGACAAACAAUUGUCGUGCAAAAUAAAUGGCGUCGAUACGGAAUUUGUUUUUCAUGCCUUUGCCAAUAAAUGGUUUUUGCUGAUCACUCAGUAUGGCCGGGUGCCAAAUAUGUACAGUGUACAAUUUGAUUUGAAGCGAAAUGAUGGAGCACCACUGGCCAUACAGGGACCCAUAAAUCAUCCACAAUUUCAUAUGUCGGUGCCGAUAACAAUUGCCUGUAAUUUUGGAGCGGAUCGUGAUGAAACCCGUAGUGGUAUUCAAUUUCUGGUGAAUCGAUCGAAAUUGAAUAAUUGCCCGCAUGAAUUUAUGAUUGGUCUGGGUGUCAGGGAGCUGAAUGGUGAAACAUUGCGUGAAAUUGCAAAGGUGCUGGAUGAAAUAAUUGUAUGA